AUGGUCCGUCUCAAAAACCGCUAUCUGCUAGUGGAUAUUCUCUACCCAGAUCCAUCGACAUGGCCCGGGAUAACCCCCAAAUCAGCGUCGAAGCUGGACUCGUCCAGCGCCCAGCUGGCCAUCCACGCCCCGACCUCGGACGCGUUGACGCCGGGACUGCUGGCCCGGAUGGUGCGCGAGGAGGUAGGGGAGCUGUAUGGGGACUGGGGCGUAGGGAAGCUGGGAGGGGCGUCAGCUGGAGGAAUCAAUGUGAAAUACCUCUCUCCGGCAACCUCCACCGCAAUCAUCCGCUGUCCCCGCGCCUCGUUCCGCCUCGUCUGGUCCGCCCUCACCUACAUGUCGCACGUCCCCGACAACUCCGACCGCGGGCCAUCCGGCGGUAGCAGCGCACAGAAGCGCGCGGGCCGGCCCUGCGUCUUUCGCGUAGUCCGCGUGUCUGGCACAAUGCGCAAGGCCGAAGAGGAGGCGAUUCGGCGGGCGAGGAGCGAGAUUGUGCGAGUGCGAGGCGCGCAGGAGAAAGGCGUUCUUGGCGAUCUGGUUGGUGACCCGUUGGGUUUGGGUGGGAGUAGUGUUGAGGCAAGGGCCCCGGUGCCGGCUAUGAAUCCUGUUGUGGAUGAGAGUAGUGAGGAUGAGGGCAUGGCAGUGGAUUGA
Molecule: messenger RNA, 651 nt
Organism: Penicillium alfredii
Lineage: Eukaryota; Fungi; Ascomycota; Eurotiomycetes; Eurotiales; Aspergillaceae
Product: Rpp14/Pop5 family protein
Exons: 2
Coding region: 1-651 (216 amino acids)
Biological process (GO): tRNA 5'-leader removal
Cellular component (GO): ribonuclease P complex
Source: RefSeq, a predicted model, not a curated record